Molecule: messenger RNA, 864 nt
Organism: Trichoderma atroviride IMI 206040
Lineage: Eukaryota; Fungi; Ascomycota; Sordariomycetes; Hypocreales; Hypocreaceae
Source: RefSeq, a predicted model, not a curated record
CUCCUAUCCCAUCGCACUAGAAGAGCAUGAAGUUCUUCACCUUGCUCCCUCUCAGUCUGUCACUCUGCACCGCAGCCACGGCUCCUCCAUCAGACCAACAACCGCUCCGCCGGCCAGACGAGCAGCAGCGUCUGCCGCCUCACCCACCCCCCGGCCACCUCCCCGUCAUGAUGGGCUCCUCAAACGACAACGACAGCCAAGUCCAGCCCGCCGUCCUGCUCUACGACAUCCUCGGCACCCAGCGCUCCCUCACCACCUUCUUCUCCCUCACGCGCAUGCACGAGUCCACGAGCGAGCCCCUCUCCGACGCAAACACAAACACCACCGUCCUGGCGCCGGGCAACGUCGUCAUCGACGACCUGCCGCGGAAGCCCUGGGAGAACCCGAGCGACUACGCUGCCUUGGGGGAGCAGGCCUACGAUGGCUCCGGGGGCAAAGAUCGCGCCGACGACAACUUGCGCAGGUUUGUCGAGGCGCAUCUUGUCGUCGGGACGAGUCCCUGGGAGGCUGGCGUCAAGGCAAAGACUGCUGCGGGGACGGAGGUGUGGUGGGAGGCGAAGAAGGACAAGGACGGCAAUGAGCAGAGGGUGAUUAUGCCGGAUGAGGUGCAAGUAGACCGGGUUGCCAGCCGCGUUGCAAAUGGCGAGGUUUGGAUCUUGAAAGGCGUCUUGAAUUACGCUUAAUGACAUGAUGAUACAUUUUUCUUCACUUUUUUAUGACACGACUGUAUCCGAAAUUGUUUAUUCUUGUUCUUUAGCAGCGCGUUUUUACAUAGUGUUAAUUUGGCUAUAACAAGCCAAGCCCUAGCUUUGGCGAUACAUGGAUAUAUUUUUACUUGCGUAAAAUUUAUGCAAGGUCAUCCUU